Messenger RNA from Hepatospora eriocheir, 684 nucleotides. The record is from the annotation of a GenBank genome assembly. Lineage: Eukaryota; Fungi; Microsporidia; Hepatosporidae.
AUGGGAGAUGAGUUAAUGGCUAAAGAAGUUGAUAACAUUUGGAUUAAUAACUACGUAGAAUACCAUAAGGCUUACUCACGUAAAUUAAAGGGUUAUAGAAUUAAUUAUAAUGAUAUUUGUAAACCGUUUAAUUCUGAUAGAGUAUAUGAUGAGGUUGAGAAAAAAUUAGGUUAUGAUAGACAACAAGAUUAUCAAAAUAGAAAUUAUCAAUACAAUAGAAAUUAUAAUGAUCAAAAUAGAGGAUAUCAAAAUAAAACUUAUAAUGAUCAAAAUAGAGGUUAUCAAAAUAGAAAUUAUGAUUAUCAGAAUAGAGGUUAUCAAAAUAGAAAUUAUGAUUAUCAAAAUCGAGGUUAUCAAGGUGGUAAUUAUCAAAAUAGAAAUUAUAACGAUCAGAAUAAAAAUUAUAAUCAAAAUUAUAGAGGUGGUUUUAAUCAAUAUAAUAGAAAUUAUAAUAGUAGAGAUAAUUAUAACAACCAAAGUAAUAGAAACGGUGGUUAUAAUCGAGGGUUUAUUUAUUCAGGUUCUAAUGGUAAUAAUUUUAACCAACCUAAUGAUAAUCCACAAGGAGGUUCUAAUAAUAAGUUACUUGAUUUUAAUGAUGAUCGAGAUCUUAAAAGUAAGGAAAUUAAAGAUGAAGAAACUAAUUCAUCUGAGUAUAAAGAAUACAACGUUCCUUAUAAGUGA